Molecule: messenger RNA, 252 nt
Organism: Sphaeroforma arctica JP610
Lineage: Eukaryota; Ichthyosporea; Ichthyophonida
Exons: 1
Source: RefSeq, a predicted model, not a curated record
AUGAUGGCGUACGCAGAUAGAAAAGAAUGGGAGGAUGUGGUGCCCAUAGAACAAGACGAUGGGCCUAACCCCCCCUGUGCGAUAUCCUACAGCAAGGCAUACGUUGAUGCAAUGAACUAUUUCAGAGCGGUCAUGCAUACAUGCGAGAAGUCUCAACGGGCAUUCGAUCUGACUACCGGUGGGUGCCAGUGCUUUGGUUUAGCCUUUCACAUGAAACGAAUGAAAAGGAUAUUUGCAAUAGACGUCGUAUCG